CUUAGGGAAGCUUUGAAUUAAUUUGAGAAAAUGAAGACACACCAAUGAGGGCAGGCAGUGGAGAAUAGGCUGCUUAGUCUCUCCAGGCCGUCCUGGAGCCUCCCAGCAGGCACCCAGGUGCUGAAGGAGUCGUCUUACUGUAUGGGAAGUCUUGGCACCCUUCGGAACUUACAGAGAGAUCCACGGACAGAGUCCCGGUGACCCCGGCCGGCAGGGUUCCGAGCUCGGCAACAUGGCUUCCCCGCCCCACCAGCAGCUGCUGCAGCACCACAGCACCGAGGUGAGCUGCGACUCCAGCGGAGACAGCAACAGCGUGCGGGUCAGGAUCAACCCCAAGCAGCCGUCCUCCAACAGUCACCCGAAGCAUUGCAAGUACAGCAUCUCCUCCAGCUGCAGCAGCUCCGGGGACUCCGGAGGGGUCCCCCGGAGAAUGGGCGCCGGAGGCCGCCUGCGCAGGAGGAAGAAGCUGCCCCAGCUGUUCGAACGGGCUUCCAGCCGGUGGUGGGACCCCAAGUUCGACUCCGUGAACCUGGAGGAGGCUUGCAUGGAGCGUUGCUUCCCGCAGACCCAGCGCCGCUUCCGCUAUGCGCUCUUCUACAUCGGCUUCGCCUGCCUUCUCUGGAGCAUCUAUUUUGGGGUCCACAUGAAAUCGAAACUGAUUGUCAUGGUAGUCCCUGCUCUGUGCUUCCUCGUGGUGUGUGUGGGCUUUUUUCUGUUUACCUUCACCAAGAUGUACGCCCGCCAUUACGUGUGGACUUCGCUGGUUCUCACCCUCCUGGUGUUCGCCCUGACCCUGGCUGCCCAGUUUCAGGUUUUGACGCCCCUCUCAGGACGAGUUGACAGCUUCAAUCAUUCUCGGGCCGCCAGGCCCACAGACACUUGCUUAUCUCAAGUGGGGAGCUUUUCCAUGUGCAUCGAAGUGCUCUUUUUGCUCUACACCGUCAUGCACUUACCUUUGUACUUGAGCUUGAUUUUGGGAGUGGCCUAUUCUGUUCUUUUUGAGACCUUCGGCUAUCACUUCCAAGACGAAGCCUGCUUUCCCUCACCUGGAGCGGAGGCCCUGCACUGGGAGCUGCUGAGCCGGGCCCUGCUCCACCUCUGCAUUCACGCCAUCGGGAUCCACCUGUUCAUCAUGUCCCAGGUGAGAUCCAGGAGCACCUUCCUCAAGGUGGGCCAGUCUAUUAUGCACGGAAAGGAUCUGGAAGUGGAAAAAGCCCUGAAAGAGAGGAUGAUUCAUUCUGUGAUGCCAAGAAUCAUAGCUGAUGACUUGAUGAAACAGGGGGAUGAGGAGAGCGAGAAUUCUGUCAAAAGGCAUGCCACCUCCAGCCCCAAGAACAGGAAGAAGAAGUCUUCCAUCCAGAAGGCCCCUAUCGCCUUCCGCCCGUUUAAGAUGCAGCAGAUCGAAGAAGUCAGUAUUUUAUUUGCAGAUAUCGUGGGCUUCACCAAGAUGAGUGCCAAUAAGUCUGCCCAUGCCCUGGUGGGUCUCCUCAACGAUCUGUUUGGCCGCUUCGACCGGUUGUGUGAGGAGACCAAAUGUGAGAAAAUCAGCACCCUGGGAGACUGCUACUAUUGUGUGGCUGGGUGUCCUGAGCCAAGGGCCGACCAUGCCUACUGCUGCAUCGAGAUGGGGUUGGGCAUGAUAAGAGCCAUCGAGCAGUUCUGCCAAGAGAAGAAAGAGAUGGUGAACAUGCGCGUUGGGGUUCACACAGGGACCGUCCUGUGUGGCAUCUUGGGCAUGAGGAGGUUUAAAUUUGAUGUGUGGUCCAAUGAUGUGAACUUGGCCAAUCUCAUGGAGCAGCUGGGAGUGGCUGGCAAGGUUCACAUUUCCGAGGCCACCGCAAAAUACCUAGAUGACCGGUACGAAAUGGAGGAUGGGAAAGUUACCGAACGCCUUGGCCAGAGUGUUGUUGCUGACCAGUUGAAAGGUUUGAAGACAUACCUGAUAGCGGGUCAGAGAGCGAAGGAGUCUCACUGCAGCUGUUCAGAGGCCUUGCUUUCUGGCUUUGAGGUCCUUGACGGCUCGCGGGUGUCCUCAGGCCCUAGGGGACAGGGGACAGCAUCGCCAGGGAGUGUCAGUGACUUGGCGCAGACUGUCAAAACCUUUGAUAACCUUAAGACCUGCCCAUCGUGCGGAAUCACAUUCACUCCCAAGUCAGAAGCUGGUGCAGAAGGCGGAGCGGUCCAGAACGGCUGUCAGGAGGAGCCCAAGAACAGCGCUAAGGCCUCUGGAGGACCCAGCUCCAAAACGCAAAACGGACUUCUGAGCCCUCCCCCGGAGGAGAAGCUCACCAACAGUCAGACCUCUCUGUGCGAGAUCUUACAGGAGAAAGGCAGGUGGGCAGGCGUGAGCCUGGAUCAGUCGGCGCUCCUUCCGCUGAGGUUCAAGAACAUCCGGGAGAAAACGGACGCCCACUUUGUCGAUGUUAUCAAGGAAGACAGCCUGAUGAAAGACUACUUUUUUAAGCCACCUAUUAACCAGUUCAGCUUGAACUUCCUGGAUCCGGAGCUUGAGCGGGCCUACAGGACCAGUUAUCAAGAAGAGGUUAUAAAGAACUCUCCCGUGAAGACUUUUGCCAGUGCCACCUUCAGCUCCCUCCUGGAUGUGUUUCUGUCGACAACAGUGUUUCUGAUUCUCUCCAUCACCUGCUUCCUGAAGUAUGGGGCCGCCUCCACGCCGCCCCCGCCGGCCGCCCUGGCAGUCUUUGGAGCGGCCCUGCUGCUGGAGAUCCUGUCCCUCGUGGUCUCCGUCAGGAUGGUGUUUUUCCUGGAGGACGUGAUGGCGUGCACCAAGCGCCUGCUGGAGUGGAUAGCCGGCUGGCUCCCGCGCCAUUUCAUCGGGGCCAUCCUGGUGUCCCUCCCUGCCCUGGCGGUGUAUUCACACGUUACCUCCGAGUUUGAGACAAACAUACACUCCACCGUGUUCACGGGCUCCGCCGUGCUGACUGCCGUGGUGCAAUACUGCAACUUCUGCCAGCUCAGCUCCUGGAUGCGGUCCUCCCUGGCCACUGCCGUCGGGGCCGGGCCCCUGCUGCUUCUGCUCUACGUCUCCCUGUGCCCGGACAGUUCCACUGUAAUUUCACACCUUGAUGCAGUACAGAAUUUCAGCUCCACGAGAAAGCUGUGCAACACCUCGCUGCCUCACGACAGCAGGAGCCCAGCCAGCCUGAUCGGCCAGGAGGUAAUUCUCGUCUUCUUCCUCCUGCUCCUGUUGGUCUGGUUCCUGAACCGAGAGUUCGAAGUCAGCUACCGCCUGCACUACCACGGGGACGUGGAGGCGGACCUGCACCGCACCAAGAUCCAGAGCAUGAGGGACCAGGCCGACUGGCUGCUGAGGAACAUCAUCCCCUACCACGUGGCCGAGCAGCUGAAGGUGUCCCAGACCUACUCCAAGAACCACGACAGCGGAGGCGUCAUCUUCGCCAGCAUCGUGAACUUCAGCGAGUUCUACGAGGAGAACUACGAGGGCGGCAAGGAGUGCUACCGGGUCCUCAACGAGCUGAUCGGGGACUUCGACGAGCUCCUGAGCAAGCCGGACUACAGCAGCAUCGAGAAGAUCAAGACCAUCGGGGCCACGUACAUGGCCGCGUCCGGGCUGAACGCCACGCAGUGCCGCGACGGCAGCCACCCGCAGGAGCACCUGCAGAUCCUCUUCGAGUUUGCCAAGGAGAUGAUGCGUGUGGUGGACGACUUCAACAACAACAUGCUGUGGUUCAACUUCAAGCUCAGGGUGGGCUUCAACCAUGGGCCCCUGACGGCGGGCGUCAUCGGCACCACCAAGCUGCUCUAUGACAUCUGGGGGGACACGGUCAACAUCGCCAGCAGGAUGGACACCACGGGCGUGGAGUGCCGCAUCCAGGUCAGCGAGGAGAGCUACCGCGUCCUGAGCAAGAUGGGCUAUGAGUUCGACUACCGAGGGACGGUGAACGUCAAGGGCAAAGGCCAGAUGAAGACCUACCUGUACCCCAAGUGCACGGACAGUGGGUUGGUGCCACAGCACCAGCUGUCCAUCUCUCCUGACAUCCGCGUCCAGGUGGAUGGCAGUAUCGGACGCUCCCCCACAGACGAGAUAGCCAACCUGGUGCCUUCCAUUCAGAACCCGGACCAGGUGUCCCUGGGUUCUGAGAACAACGCCCAGACCAGGGACGCUCACCCGUCUGCUAAGAGACCCUGGAAGGAGCCCAUCAGAGCCGAAGAAAGGUGUCGGUUCGGCAAAGCCAUAGAGAAAAGCGACUGUGAAGAAGCCGGGAUGGAGGAAGCCAACGAACUCACCAAGCUCAACGUCUCAAAGAGGGCGUGACGUGGCCCAGCCCGCCCGCGGUGCUCUGUCCGUCCAGGCGCCACCGUUCCCGUCCCCAGACGUGGUGUCGUGUGGUUACUGCAGCCCUAACUUCUGUGUGGAUCACAGUCGUUCAGGGUUCACUUUCAUCUGCCUCCUUCCCCUUCCCCCACUCGGUGUGACCGUCAGAAGCGUGGAGAACAAGUGCCUUCAGGGGCUGGCGCGCCCUGGAGUCCAGGGAAGCGCAGCCAGGGUGUGGCGCUGGGUGGUGGUAGACGUUAAAACAGAAGCUGUGGUUAAAAUCAGAUUUUUAUUGCUUUUUCUCACGAGACACUUUUUUUUUUUUGGCUAAUAUAAUGUUUUUGAGGUUUUUUUUUCCUGUAUACAUACUAGUGUUUUUCCAGUGACCUGACCUUUCUAUGUAAACACAUACACGCACACACACUUGUAUUCAUGAAUAUGAGAUCAAGUGCCAGUGACUCACUGGGCGGGGUGCUGGGGGCGCAGGCUGAGGACUUCGAGGAGCCGGCAACCCCCUACCCGCAACUUCUAGGGCGUUCGGGCCCUCGGGGGCUGUGGCUGCACCCACUGGCCCCCCACACCCAAGCGGCUUUAGGGCUUCCUCCUCAUGCAGGCCAAGAUUCCAAAUGCCAAUCGGUCUCACAGCUUGUGAACCCAGGCCUCAGGUAUCUAAAAGCCCUUUUCCAUUCUUCCCCCGCCCUGAGGGGUCUUCCAGCCGGGGUGGAGGGGCUCAUCUUUGAAGCUGACUCGUCCCAGAGGGAAACGCAAAAUAAACAUCCGAGGGUUGCAUUUAUUUAUUUAUUUAUUUAUCAGGAACCGUGUGUGUCUCGGGGAGGGUUGCUGGGCUGUUCUCUCUAGUGAAGGGAACUAGGCUUGGAGCGGAGGGUAGGUCACAGCGGAAAGAUGAAGGUGGGGCCAUUAGAGCUCCAGCCACCCAGGGCCGUCUCCCCUGAGGAGCAGGACCCCAGUGGGCAUGGCCCAUGCUCUGGGUUGGGGCACCCUCGGCCACCACUUUGAACGCAAAAGCUCUGCUCCUACCCCUCGCCCAUGGGGUCUGCCCAUGGCAGGAGCUGGGUCAGAACAGCUCAGUGUGAAGCAGGUCUGGGCCGAGCACCAGGGCUGGCAGGUAACGCUUGGCCUCCACUUUUGGGAAGUUUCUCCGUUCUUUCCAUUCUCAGCCUGCGCAGCGCUUGUCUGUGGCGGGAUCGGGCCUGGUGAGUGGACCCCAGUCCUCUUUAGGUGGAGCUCUUACACUGUCAGUAGGGGCAGAAUCGUCUGGAUGUAAAUGCGGUGUUGGAACCUGGGGGAGUACAGAAAACCCAAGUGAGCACAGAACUCACUUCUGUGCCCUUUGUUACGAAUCCCGUUAUCCCCCUUGUAAUUGUUUUGCCACAUUGAGUCUGAAGUUUAUGUAGACUUGAACUCAGGCCAGAGUUGUCCUGUCACAGUCACAUGACCCCUCCCUCUUACGGUGGCUGCAGCCCAUGCGGUAGGGGAGGGCUAGCUCCUCCUCUGUGUGAGGCCUUCACCAACGUGCCCUGUGCGUUUUCUUGUCCCCAGCAAAUCUCUGUGUAGCUUUUGCAUCUGCACCAAGUCCCUUUAUCACUCCUCCUUGCCAAACUCACACAGAAUCUGCCCUCCCCGGCACCAUGAAGUAUUGACUUGGAUCAGCCAGCUCCCUAGUGACGUGCCUGGGAAGGCCCCCAGCAGCGCAGUCAUAAGCCAGAAUCUCCACGUCCAGGGGGAUUUGCCUUCAGGUUUUGCUGUCAGACUGUUGGUCUUCCAACACCGGAGAAAGGAUGACUGUGACAAUACCUCUUGCUUCUAAAGAAUGUAUUCUUAUAAAAUACCGCAGAAUUUUUAUUUUUUCUUAGAAACACUACCUGAUGCUCUGCCUGUCCGUCAGGGUUCUGGGCACGUCAGGGGUUCCUUCCAUCAGUAUUAAGGUGGGUGUCAUGUAUGGCCCUCAUCCUCUGUCCCCCCAUCCAUGGGCCCCAGGCUCUGCAGCUACCGUGGUGGCCAGGGGCUGCUGGGCGGUUGCUGAGUUCUCUGCUUUUCUGCUCCACAAAGCUCAUCUCUGCACAUGCUUCCUCCCUUGAAAACUCUUUUUUUCCUUCCCCUCCUGCAAAGGUUGUUUGUGAUUCCUAGGAAGCCAAGGGGCAGCAGAUAACAGGGAUAGUGUGGUGACCCCCGCCGGCCCAGUUCAGCAUUGUGCAAAUGGGAACCUUCAAAGGACAGUUUAAAUUGUCUUUAAAAAACACCCCGAGCCUUCCUAAGCAACCAGUACAGGUAUUCCCUCUGGGUGUUCCACUCGUGACUUGGGUCCCUCCCAGCCACUGCUCAGAAGCGUACCUCAGCGCAGAACCACGGAGUGUCCGCAGGGGCUGCACUGGGCCUCCGACACAGCCGGUUGCUGAAGACAGACUUCUGAGCAGCAGUCUCAGGCACUACCGAUUCAGUGGAGGCAUCCUUCAGAGCGGUAUACCUCCUGUGAACUUAGGGCAGGAAGCAAUACUUCAGAAUUGAAUGUGUGUAAAUAUAGUUGCUUUGAGUUGCAAUCGCUGUUUUCUUCUUGGCCUCAGGUCUGAUCAAAUUCUCCAUGUACAAAUCCAUAUAAACAAGCACACAGAAUUGUAUCCAAGGCAGACAAACGCAGAGCAUCAGUUAUGAAACCUUCACAGAGCCUGGAGGCUCCCCACAGCUCCGUGACCCUGACCGUGCUGUGGAGACGCCCGCACAUUUGCACUUGACACUGAGAGCCAAAGGGCCGCGUGCUUCCCGUUAUGUGGGCUGUCGUGAUUUGUAGUUUCCAAAGGUCUGUCCGCGUUUGCAUUUCUAGGUUUUCGAGGUAAGCACUUUUUGGUGGUUGUUUCGGAAAAUCACGUCAUGCCUAGAAUCUGAAAUUAAAUUCGUGAGAACCAACUGUUUGAGUUCUCCAUCUUUCCUUUGCUCUACCUUUUUGAAUUGUUAAUCCUGAUAAUUUCAAAAUGCACCCCACUCCCCACCACCCCAAAGAAAUGAACAUUAAAAUACUCUAAAAUCUCAACAUUUGCUGCCUGGUAUUUCCUCACUGACAAGAUUGGUACCACUUCUGAGAUUACAGCAGUCCUCCUUGCCGGCCAACUGUGGCUGAAAUAAGGUUUGCGGGUCUUUUACAUUGUGACUUUGAAAACAAGGCAACUCAAAACCCUAUUGUGUGUGUGUGUGUUAAAUGACUGUAUUUGCUAUAGUUAACUUUUUUUGAGAAGUAUUUAUUUAUGCAUGGGACUUUUUAACAAAAGCAGGUUACAGCACAAAUUUUGUUUGAGACCAUAUCCUGAUUUUAUUAGGCCUCCUAAAGAGUUUCUCCCACAAUAUCUCAAGCAAUUGACUGAGAAAAUGAAGUCAGUUUUUUAAAAGGAUGUGCCCACAUAGCCUCUCCCUUACAGAGUUCUGGGAGGCCUGUGUCACGGGGAAGGUCACAGACCCAGUUCAGAAUCUGUUUAAAUUCAGAGUGUCUUUGACAGAAAAUGCACAUGCCAUUUCACACAUCACAGGGGCUCACAGCACCUCCAUACCUGGAGCCAGAUGCUGGCUCUGUUGGGGGUUAGCACCUUCCCCCAUGGUUUUUCCUGGCGGUAUUUAGGUACAACUGCAAAGCAAGGAUGCUCUUGUCGACUCAGGGAAGGGGGAUGCGGACGUGGCCCAGGACUUGUUCAUCAGCUUGGAGGCACCCAGCGUCUAGGUGAUCCUGGAACCCGUGAGGACAGCACUUGUUGACAAGGGUGCUCUUUCCUCUGAGUCUGUACUGCAGGCAUCUUCAGGAACUUUCCAGGAGGUGAGGAAACAGCAGUCUUUGUUGCAUUUCUCUCUCAGGAAGGACACCCCAGGGACUUUAGGAGCUUUCUCUAACAGUCUCUCAAAAGGCAACCUCUAAUUCUCUGCAGCAAGCCCCAGGUCUUUCCAUUUGUGGUUUCGCUUUCACUUUCAUUUUCAUCUAUUCUGUCCCUUUAAAAAAAAAAAACAAAACAAAAAAAAAACACUUUAGCUUGCAUUUUAGAGACAGUUCUGAAAUAAGUGCAAAGAAUUGACCUUACCCAAGUUGAGGUCUGGCCUUUUCUCUGGUCUCUUGGGAAGUGAUCUCUGAGCUCUUGGACUGUCCUGCCUAAUACAUGUCUCUGGGUAACUGGGGUCUUUGGGUCACACCAGCUUGUCCAGUGGUGUGGUUUAGUGUGGCUUUCACAUGGACGUUAUGCUGGGGCUGGAGACAACUUCUUUCAGCUGAAAUCUCUCCGCGUGGCGGCUUUUCUCUGCUGUGGAAAUCUGUCAUGGUGGCCACCUUGGUUGGAUCCUAAGUGCCAGGGAGAGGAAGUGGACUGGGGCAGCAGAUAGCGAGAGGAAGUGAUUAAGAAAAAGUACACACUUGCUCACCACAUAGGCAUAAACUCAAAAUCUCCCCAAGUGUCUAUUUUUAUACUCUUCCUUUGUAAAAAUUGUUUUUUAAAUAACAUGACUUCAAAGCAUUGUUAACUUUACAUCAGCAUAACCCAAGCAUGGGGAAUUCUCACAUCCUUGCUGGGCCUGAAAGUCGGAAGGAGGAAGGAAUUAUGCAGUCAGACAUUGAGCAAUCUGAGCGCUUCCUGAAAUCUCAGUCACCAACAGCAGCGAUUCCUAACCUUUCAGCAGGGGAGGGCUUACAGAGCCUUUGAUAAUUUGAUGAAAGCUGUGACUCCUUUCUCCAGGGGAAAAAAAAAAGGCACAUAAACUCACUUCAUGUUCCUUGAUCCAAACCAAAAUACCCGUGAUCUACAAUAACAGGAUGGAUGGUGAUUUUUAAUUGCAAGCAUCUGCGGGUGAAGUUUCCACACAUUUCUGGACUCUCCAUUGGAAAUGUGAAUAAACAGAUGAAUGCUGCUUGUUGAUAUAUGCAUUUCCAAUCCAAUUAUAUUUUAGACUUCAAUGUCCAAGUUACCUAAGUACAUCUGAAGAGGCACUCAAAGAACUUUACAGUAUAAAGACGAAGCUCGUCAGAGUCUUUCCAACAGAUAACUAGCGUUCAGACAGUAUGCGCUGAGCACCUACCGCAUGCCAAAGCUCCCUCCGGCGUGGUUGCAUCGUGCCACUUGAGGCUGUUUGAGGGGACCCUGGGGUCAGUCACUGCUUUUCCUGAGGGCUCUCCCACUAGGAACCCCACAAGGAAACUGAAAAGAAUUCUGAGACCCCCUGUCCUUGCUGACAUUUUUAAACAGUGGCUCUUUAGUGUCGUCUGUUCUGAUGAUUUUCGUGUUCAUGGUCUCAUGGAGUAUUCAGUCUUUCCAUGGAGAAAGGGCAACAGAAGAAGUACCAUUCAGAAAAAUCAGCUGCACCAGUAUUGUGUUGGUCCCUCUGUGAGGGAGGGGGCACUCCACAUUGGUCGUAUAUUUUAUUUUUAAAACAGUCCUCUCCGGAUGGCGCCUGGGGUCUCAGAGCUGGGCAGGAUGAGGCACUGGCCUGGACGGACCAGGCUGGGGGCAGUCUUUCAGGAGCCACACCAUCAGUGAAGCAUGCCCCCGCUGCCUCCCCGGGAAUUGCUGGGGGUCAGAGGACCACAGCCUCUGUCCAUCCUACCUCCUUCCGAGGGGCCUGCAGCAGGCUGCAGCGUUCUCAGAGCUGCUCCUCCUCUGUCCUCCUCUGACCUCCUCCAUCUACUCAGCAAGCAAAAUUCUUGCCCUGUAGGUUGACAGGGCAAGAGGAGUGAUCACAGAAAGCAGGAACCGUUUGGACUUGUCCAUGUGAUUCCAGGAAGGAAGCUGAAGGAGAGUGACGUGGCUGAGCACGCUGCGCUGGGCGUCCCCUGGGCACAGACACCCUGGCGCCCAAGGCUUCCAUCUCCAGCCCUCCCUGCUUCGCAGCCUCCAGUCCCCAGCUCCAGCCUCGGUCUCAUGGAGGCCACUCCUCUCCAGGACACUUGUGGCUCCCUCCUCUCUACCUGCGGCCCCUGCCCCCUGCCCACCAUCACCUUUGACCUCCCAAGUAGGUUUCAGUGCUAUGCUGCCUCACUCCCAAACUUCAGGAGUACAGACAAACCUACGGCAACACUUUGGAGCAGAUGCUUUAUCAAUUUAAAGAAAGUAACUCUUCAGCCACAAAAUUAAGUUCUCACAUAUGCAAAUGUGCCUCUGCACAUAAGGCAGCCUCUCACUCUAUGACAGUUUUCUGCCAAGGAACUCAAAGCACCUGGAACCCCUUCUGUCUUCACCAUACCUCACUUAAGGUGGAGGAGUUUUCUUCUGUCCAACAGGUUUGAAAGCUCAGGUUCAGAGUCUCUGAGUGGCUGGCCAUCCUCAGCCAGUCAUUACCAGUGACUUCCAGCUUCAAAGCCAGAGACAGAUCACCCUGUCAAUCCAGACCAUCUCCUGACUUGACAGCCCCUUCCUUUACAAGAAAAGAAUAAAGAAUCCAGGUGGUGGGGUGAGACACUGUGCAUUUAAAUGGUGAGAUUAGGCAGUAGGUCAGGAAGGGACUAGCAAGGUAAAUCCAUUUCCCCUUCUCUCCCUCUCCCCUUCUUUUUGUAAGACUGGCUACUUGAAUUAUGUGUAGAAUGUUUAAGGUAUUAUUGUCUAGUGUCUUCUUAGAAUGGAGAAGUUUUCAACUUAUUCAAGUGUCUGUGUGGACUUGUAUCCAUCUGCUAACCAAGACCAUCAGGGAAUGGAGGCAAAGUUUGCAACACGUGGGUGCCUUCAGAAAGGUCCUUGUGAAACACAGAUUAUAUUAGUGUCAUGUGUGUCCUGCUAAUGUAACAGAACUAGAUCACAUCCCUUUAACACAAAAUCCGGGUUUCUUUUUCCCCUAACUGUUGAUUACACAAUAAAUUUAUUAUUAUAUGUAAUGUUAUAUUGCUUUUGAAAUGCCUUUAUAUAUCUGUAUGUACAUCUCCAGCAGUAUUUCAGGGAAGUAUUAUAGGGAAAAGAAAAAAACAUUAGCCAUUUAACUUGAAAUAUUAUAAAAUAAUUCACAAUUUCCAUGCCAAAACCAACUCUGUUGACUAUUUACAAAGGACAGAGGAAACAGAUAGUCUGCCUUUUGGAAGCAAAUCUUGGCAAAAUGGUGAGUUGGUGGAACUUGUCUUCGGUAAUUUUGAUUUGCCGGAAUCCUGACUCUUCUUCCUCAAGAGUAAAGACUUCUGGUGGCAUUGCAGAUACACCUAGAGUGUUCACUUAGUGCAGAAGAGCAUGGCUGAAUGUUGUCCUUGGUUUCCUGUUUCUAUUAUUAAUUGCAUGUGAGUUGUGCUUUCCCAAGAUUUCAGUCAAGGACUUCCAGAGAUUCCUAAAGACCCUAAUCUACCAAAAUACCUAGAGAGCAUUUGGAUUCAGUUGGUUGUUUGUUUUUUAAUAUUGAAGAAUGUGACUUAUGUGAGCCUUCGGAAAUUGAUUGAACUAAAACCUAAAUCUAAGAAGAUAAGGUAAAAUUACUUGGAAGAAAAAAAGAGAUUUGAAGCACUUAUCCAGAUACUUUAGGAUAAAAACAUCCUUUUGCAAAAAACAUUUCAAAUGUGACAAAAUGAAUUUAUUGCAUGAAUCACAUGGACAGUGAUCUACAUUCUUCAAGUCACUUUUCUUACAUAGCCAAUACAGUGUGCCGCUUCAAUCCCUUCAGCAGCUCAUUUCCCAAUUUCCUCAUCUUCUCCUGUCACUGUCCAUUAUGUUGGCAGGAUUACAAUAGACUCAGACCUGCGUGUUUUGAGAGAAAACCUGGCGUGUUCUUGUGAACUCGCCGUUCAGUAGUUACCGAGACUCCGAAAGUUUGUCUGUGUUCCCCCUGACUGGUGGUUUCUGUCACCAUCGCAAACAUAAGACCUCCUGCAUCUGUUCCCAUAGCAACAGCCUCGUGGGUGACCUCUGGCAGGAGCUCUGUAGCGCCAGCGUGACCAUCCCACAUGCCUGAGACAGUCUGGCCACCAGGAGGAGACUGGCUUUCCUCUCUCAUCCCUCUGCAGUACAGGAAGGCAGCCCCAUGCUCCAGCCCAGCUUGAGAUGCUGCAAACCCCUCAGCACAAGCUGCUGCCAGGUCUGGGGCAGGCCGUGACACCCUGCACCCUUCAGGAGACCAUCUGCCAGUCCCUUCCAGUUUUAGCCUCAAGAAGCUGCCCGAGCAGCAAGCUGGGGCUUAGGGCCUGAUCCAGGCUCAGGAAGAGAUUCUUCAUCCCUCCAGUCCUGGGCUGGCCCAGGCAGCAGCAAGCCAGACUCUCAGGCCCUCGUGGAAGCCAAAUAGAAUCCCACCAAUGCCACACAUGGUCCUGGAGUCCCCACAGCUGUCCUUGGACCGGGGGAUGGUCAGAGACAGAGAAGAGGACCAGCUGGGAACACCUAGAGAAGUGGAUCAGCGAAGUGGGACUCCAGCAUUUUGUGACCUAAUACAACAAGGGCCCAGCCCCUCGGGUGCCACCGCUGCCCCACAUCAUAAGCCAUCGGGUGGGUUGUGCCAGGACAGGCCUCUGGGGCACACCCACUUCACGCUACUGCAUUCAACCGAAGCACCAGUAACACACAAACAAACACCAGUGAAAAACCCAAAGCCUUAACAUCCUCUAGAAACCCUGUGUCAAUUUCAUGAUUUGUAACAGACAUUGUUUUAGCAUGGAGCUUUUCCCUAGGAUGAUCCAGUUACUAAAAUCAACAUCCACCGUCUCGAUCCAUGCACUCAUGCUCCUACCAAAACCAGUUCUGUAACGUGACAGGGCAGUGUCACCCCACCCUGACAGCUUCGUCCUGAUGGGUCGCCGGGGCCUGUUUUCCUUGUUUACAUCGUUGUAUCACCAUGAAGGGGCAACAGCGGUUUUGUUCCAGCAGCGUUUUGGCCCUGGGUGGUUGCACGCUCCAUCCUAGAAUGGGCAUUCUUGCACACUGCACGUGUUUGUGGAGAACAAGACAGCACUCAUGCAAGGCAGUAAAUCGUCCUUCCGUUCCAGAGCAUGAAUAGUUUACUUUUUUAAUUGUCAUGUUAUAUUGAGCCUGCCCGUGGUUCUUCCUCUCUUCCUCUCCGAACUUCUUCUCAUCUGCACUUUUCCUGUCACCUCUUUUCCACAAGAUGAAAGCACUGCUGAGAGGGGGAACUCCAUUUCCUUCCAGAUAAAGGGAAGGAGCCUAAUUGUAAAUUUUAAAAAUAAUGUAAGAAACUGCUUAUGUUCUGUCAACAACCAAAAAAAAACAGGAAGAAUUGUAUCUGUGAACUAUCAAGCUAUUUCUGUAAAUAGAUUAAAAAGCACAUUAUCUUUAAUUUGUCACUACAGGCCUUGUAAUCUAUUGUAUAUUCAAAUGUUUUCACUGUAUCAGAAAAAAACAUUAUGUGAUACAUUCAGAAAAGCUGGGAAAACAAUUCAAAAUACAGUAUAAUUAACUCAAA
Messenger RNA from Odocoileus virginianus texanus, 13657 nucleotides. Lineage: Eukaryota; Metazoa; Chordata; Mammalia; Artiodactyla; Cervidae. The record is from RefSeq and is a predicted model, not a curated record.